Molecule: messenger RNA, 1884 nt
Organism: Trichoderma breve
Lineage: Eukaryota; Fungi; Ascomycota; Sordariomycetes; Hypocreales; Hypocreaceae
Product: fungal specific transcription factor domain-containing protein
Exons: 9
Coding region: 1-1884 (627 amino acids)
Biological process (GO): regulation of DNA-templated transcription; DNA-templated transcription
Molecular function (GO): DNA-binding transcription factor activity, RNA polymerase II-specific; zinc ion binding; DNA binding
Source: RefSeq, a predicted model, not a curated record
AUGUCGUCGGCAAAGGCCACCAAGAAGAGCGCGUUCUCCUGCGAGCCGUGUCGCAGGCGCAAGGUCAAGUGCGGCGGCGAACAGCCCAUGUGCCAACGCUGCGCUGCUCGUAACGAUGAAUGCGUGUAUAAACUGAACCCGACGCUGUCGUAUACGCAGAGGCUGGAAGACCGCAUUAAGGAUCUGGAGGAACAGCUUGCAAAGGCGACGGCAGCAACACCACCGGCGGCGGCCAGCGACAGCAAAUCUCCCGCGUCAAGUCACUCAAGCCCAUCGGCUCAGCAAGACCCCCGGCAGCAGAUUGACGACAGCAUAGCCCGAAGUUUCCGAGGACUCAAGAUAGACGACAAGGGCGGCAUCACCUACCAUGGAACGACCAGCUUCUUCAACCUCCCCAGUGAUCACAGCUCUGCCGCCGUGGCAGUCGACUUACACGCCUCUGCUACCGAAGUCGAAACUCAACGGAGAGAGCGCCUUGUCUCAAACGCAUGGCAGCAACGUGUCUUGGAGGAGCAUUCUGGAAUUCCCGAACCGUUCCAAACACUUCUCAAUGUCCACUGGUGCUGGAUACAACCCCUCUUCAACUUCAUCUACCGACCUGCCUUUACUCGCGAUAUGCAAUCCCUGGGUCCAUAUUACUCCCAUACGCUCCUCAACGCUGUUCUCUCACAUUCAAUCCGAUGGGCAAAGAGCGAUCCAAAUACAAAGCGCAUUCUGGAUGAGUCGUACGACGGAGGUGCUGUGUUUGACCACCUGGGAAUACAUGUCGACGGAGAACGGUAUCCUGGCUCGGUCCAUUUCAGCGACGAAGAAGUGGAAAUCCGACAUCGAGUCUUUUGGUCGUGCUAUUUCUGGGACAAAAUCAUCAGUCUCUAUCUCGGUCGUUCACCAUCGUUAAAGCACACUACCGUAUCUCCACCUCAGAUCAUGUUCGAUGACUCUGCUGAGAACGAGCUGUGGGUUCCGUUUGGCGCACCUCCACUUCAAACUGCACCUUGGAAGUAUCCACCAUCCACCGCUCACUCAGCCUCGUGCUUCCUGAGCAUGUGUCGGCUAUCAGUCAUCUUCAACGAGAUCUUGAUUCACAUGUACGACCCACUCAUGCAGAAUACGGAAUCCGAAGUGCAGGAGUGCUUGAUUGCCCAAGAGCCGGCUUUGCAGCAAUGGUGGGACGAGUUGGCCCCGUAUCUGAAGCUGGAGCCCAUGGCCUUGCCCAAUCUGGCCCCACCAUCUCAUAUUGUCACCACAAAUUGUCUCUAUCAUACGUUUAAGAUCCUUCUUUACCGCCCGAUGCUCACUCGCAGAAAACUGGAAGAUGACGUUGCGUCACAUAAGCGCUACCUUGUCGAAUGUGUAACCUCCGCCACCGCCAUCAUAGCCAUCUUUGAUCUUUUUUGCCGAACGUUCACGAUGAACUACUGUGUGCUGUCGCUGGCGUACAGUGUCUACAUUGCUUCAUCAAUAUUCUUACUCCAGGUCCAAGCGGCCCCAGAUGAUGGGCAAGCCCUUGAGCGCCUAAACUACUGUAUCGAAGCUUUGAAGCAAGUCAGGACGUUUAGCCCUGUCAUCGGAAGCGCCAUAAACCUAUUGAACAAGGAGCUUUCAGCGGUCGGUAUCUCGUUAGACGUGCAAGACCACUACCAACCACCCCCACCUCCUGCUGCCACCGAAUUUCCUCAAGGAAGUCCAGUGUAUCAGGCUACAGAGGUGCCCUCUUCGCAACCGCAGGCUGCUCAUCCGCUAUUUCAUGUUCCUUCAACUCACAGCUACGGUACCCAUACCAUGUCCAUGGAUCCAGGAAUCUUUGAGGCAAUGUCAUCUUUAGAGCCACUCAGCGUCAGAGUCGGUGCUCUUCCCAAUACCGAUCCGCAAAAUCCAUUUUAG